This is a messenger RNA of Notothenia coriiceps (black rockcod), 436 nucleotides long. RefSeq names its product plexin-A2-like. Gene Ontology annotation, biological process: regulation of cell migration; semaphorin-plexin signaling pathway. Lineage: Eukaryota; Metazoa; Chordata; Actinopteri; Perciformes; Nototheniidae. Gene Ontology annotation, molecular function: semaphorin receptor activity. The record is from RefSeq and is a predicted model, not a curated record. Gene Ontology annotation, cellular component: semaphorin receptor complex; plasma membrane. Bases 1 to 267 code for a protein of 88 amino acids. The transcript has 3 exons.
AUGUCUCCAGCGUCCCCAGUGUACUACGCUGACAUCAGCCGUCUGCCGGCCAUCAGCGAUCAGGACAUGAACGCCUACCUGGCGGAGCAGGCCAGGCUUCACUCCAACGAGUUCAACAUGCUCAGCGCGCUCAACGAGAUCUACUCCUACAUCAGCAAGUACAGCGAGGAGAUCACGGCGGCGCUGGAGCAGGACGAGCAGGCGAGGAAGCAGAAGUUGGCUUACAAGCUGGAGCAGCUGAUCGCCGCCAUGUCUCAGGAGAGCUGAGGACCCCCAACACACCCCACAUCCGCACUCAUAUUAUUUCCUCCUCACACGGACCCGCUCAGGGCCACAGACUGAGAAACAGAAACCCUGCAGCUGGAGGACCGUCAGCAGAGAACACGGCCCCUAUUUAUUUGAUUUUUCUCAAAGAAUAUUCCUGUGUGUGUGUGUG